AUGGAAGCAGGAAACAUGUUGCUUAACACUAGUUAUUUUGUUGUGGUCACUACUUUAACUAUAGGAUAUGGGGAUAUUUACUCUCUUACCUCAGGGACCAAGAUGGACACUGUUUUCUUGGUAUUGGCAGGCAUUCUCGUCUUUGUUUUGGGUAGCACUGUGAUCUAUAAUAUUAAGUGGUGGCUGAACAAGACAUAUUUUAGUAAUGUGAAAGGGUUAAAGAAAGAUUGCCUGCUAUUUGGUUUAUCGCUUGUGGGGGUAGUUGGGAGCAUUGGUAUAGAAAUGCUAGGUAUUUUUCUUCUUGAGCACAUGGAGAGUGACCAUUACAAGAUGACUGUCAAAGAUUAUUUUUAUCUAUCUAUGUUGAUAUUAGCAACGAUUGGAUACGGUGAUUCUUAUUUCCGAAUGAAAGGGGGCAAGGCAUUUGCUAUUCCGUGGAUUUUGGAACUGACAUAG
Messenger RNA from Rosa rugosa (rugosa rose), 456 nucleotides. RefSeq names its product two-pore potassium channel 4-like. The record is from RefSeq and is a predicted model, not a curated record. The coding region runs from base 1 to 456 and encodes 151 amino acids. NCBI's taxonomy places the organism in Eukaryota, Viridiplantae, Streptophyta, Magnoliopsida, Rosales, Rosaceae. The transcript has 2 exons.